This is a messenger RNA of Penicillium psychrosexuale, 2199 nucleotides long. It is a transcript of the gene ace2, whose product is annotated as putative C2H2 transcription factor (Swi5). Gene Ontology annotation, molecular function: RNA polymerase II cis-regulatory region sequence-specific DNA binding; DNA-binding transcription factor activity, RNA polymerase II-specific. The transcript has a single exon. Lineage: Eukaryota; Fungi; Ascomycota; Eurotiomycetes; Eurotiales; Aspergillaceae. Gene Ontology annotation, cellular component: nucleus. Gene Ontology annotation, biological process: regulation of transcription by RNA polymerase II. The coding region runs from base 1 to 2199 and encodes 732 amino acids. The record is from RefSeq and is a predicted model, not a curated record.
AUGAACUCCAACGCGCUGGGAACCGGUCGUCACCGCCGUCAAAUCUCCACCCCAGUUGCUCCAUACCAACCAGUCAUGACCAAUAUGCAACCCCAUCGGUCACAUCGUCGAGGCCAGACUGUGGACUACACCUCCUUCAGUCAACAGCCCAAUGUCGACCGACACAUGCCGAAGACGGUCUCGCAGUUGCGAGAUUAUUUUAACGAAAAAUCAGGUUUCUCAUAUCAACCGAGGGAUGUACAGCAGUAUCAAUCCUAUGCCCAGCAGCCCGAGCAGUCUUUCAUCCCACAUGGCAUGCACAUGCAGCAGCCAUAUCAAUAUCAACAACAGUCGCUCGGGUCUGACUGCCAGGCUUUCAACCAAGAACAAUUGCAAGCGAUCCACACCACCACUGGCAGCCCGGCGCCCUCUUCCGUCGGUGCUCCGGCCUUGUCCCGAUCAGCCAGUGAGAGCUCCGAAAAUACACCAUUGAAGCGUGCGCUGCACCGUAUGCAGCAAGAGCAAUUUUCAAACCAACAACAGCAACAAUAUGUCGGCAAUGCCGAUUGGGAAUUGUACUCUCGGCGCAACAUGCCAAUCAUCCAAAACGAGCAGGUGACGGCCUAUGCCGGACCGAUGCACCCAGUCUCUGUUCAACCAAAGGCUCCGUCUGCGAAAAUUCUUUCGCAAAUGUCUACUGCUUGUAUGAAUCUUUAUGUUGAAUUUAACCCGACCGAAACUGACUAUUAUAUGCCAGACUCCCCCUUGACCCCCGAUUCUACCCCAUUGAAAAGAUCUAUUGAUUAUUCCAUGUACAGCAAUGUCCCAACACCUUCCAAGUCCCAAAGUUUCUCAUUCCCCCAUAACCCUGCUACUGCUGAGAUGCAGAGAGCCCAGUCUUUCCAAGGAGCCCCCUAUGUCAAUUCUGUGCAGAUUAAGCAGCAAAUGCCCUCUCCGGUGAAUUCCCCGAUUAGCACGUUCACCGAAAUUGCCAAUAUGCCAUCCCCGAGUUCAUAUGGAAUGACGCCUCAAAAUUCCAACAUCUCAAUCACAUCUUCCACUGGCAGAACCAAAAAACGUGCCCCGUCUACUGUGUCGUCUCCCAACGAGCUAGCCGCUCACGAUGAUGACCUUGACGCCCGAGUCAAGGCUUCAGUCCAGGAAACCGGCGUUUCGACUGACGAGAUUGCCAAGUUCAUCUCCGGCCCCGACCCCAAAGAUGGAAAGUGGGUCUGUCUAUUUACAGGCUGCCUUUGCCGCUUUGGUCGCAAGGAAAACAUCAAGUCCCACGUCCAAACACACCUCGGAGACCGUCAAUUCAAAUGCGACAUUUGCGAAAAGCACUUUGUGCGCGGACACGAUCUCAAGCGCCAUCUCAAGACACACAGUGGCAAUAAGCCCUUCGCCUGUGCCUGUGGCGCCAGCUUUGCUCGACAGGAUGCCCUAACUCGUCACCGCCAGCGCGAUAUGUGUGUUGGAGGCUUCACCGGUGUAGUUCCAAAGACCACCAAGCGCGGUCGCCCCCCGAAGAAGAAGAACAGCCGUCCGGAUCUCGAUACUCGCCAGGCCAAGUCCACUCGUACUCGUCAACGUGUUGCUGAAAAAUCCACCUCAAUCGCUUCAGCCCAGACCCAUGCCACUCUGCAAGAUGCUCCCGUGUUCAACUCGCCCAACUAUGCCCCGUCCAGUGCUGUCUCAUCGUAUACGCCGCCCACCUCUCCCGGAGACAGAUACCACACAAUGUCCCCGCCAUGCCACACCUACAACCCUGUGAAUGCCCGGCUUGAGGAUGACAUGCUGCCCUUGUCACCACCUCAACUCGCCCACGCUAGAUACGAACAGGCAAUGGCUCAGUACGCAUCGAAUUUCAGCUCGCAGACAUACUCGCAGGAAUCCACCUACUCGCAGGAAUCUCUCUAUAGUGAAUCUGCCCUCUCGCCUCGGGAGAUGUCUUCUCCUCGCUCGGCGCCCACUCUGGCCGAAUCAUCCGUCAGCUCGGAGAUCGAUAUCUUCAUGACCCAAGAUCCCUCCGAGGACUUGCGACAGGAGUUCGGCCAUCUCGCUCACUCGGGCAUCCCUGGUUUCCCGACUUAUCAAUUCGUCGAUGCAACCGACUUCGCCCCUGUCUCGUCCUAUUAUCCCGAGAAGACCUUUUCUGGUAUUGAUGAUCUGACGGACCCAAUCGACUGCUUGUCCAGCGAGUUCCUAGUGGACCCUUGA